ACGGUGAGCCAAACCAAGCGUACAAGAUAAUCCACUUGCCUCUGAACGUGACGUAUUUCCGUGAGAAAGGAGGUUUGUGGCAGUUUGUUGUCAUCUCCAUCCAAUGGUGAACCGCUACAUUGUAUUGGCACGGAGUGCUAUUUCACCCGCAAUUUUGUUUGAUAUUAUUGAUUCUCGCUUAACACAUCCAGCAAAAACAACUUAUUCGGUUGCAGGAAAUCUUCAAAAAAUGGAAAGCGACGGUUGAAGUUUAUUGUUGAAAUAUAUAAUCAUGGUGUUGUUAAGUUAUUUGCGAAUGACAAGCAAGAAGGGAGAGUUUAAUUGAUGACUUCUUGGAGGAAAAUGGGUGCUUGCGGGUAGCAAAAAUAAAAAAUAAAAAAUCCUGAAGCAAGUGAAGGGAAUGAAUGUAAAGUUGGGUAGUUAACGCACAAAAGAAAGGAAGAGAGGGGAGUCUCCGCUUGGAGCGAGGAGGAAAAGAGGAAAAGGAAGAUGAGGGGAGCAUGACGGCUCUGUCCUCAUGGCUGUUAUCUGACUUUCUGAGGCCACUGCUCUACUUUGCUGCAGUAAGGUAGAGCAGCCCAACUCUGCCUGGGAAGCAGCUUCAGACCAACACACAGUCCACCCUGUGAGGAGUUCUCCUUUUAAUGGAUGCCCGGGUGGCUCUGCCAAUUGUGUGGACAGGUCUUGUCCUUCUGACAGCCGAGUUGAAGUGGAUUGAUGCUGCCGAGAUUUUCACCAACACAUGGGCUGUCCAGAUCAAUGGGGGCCCAGGGGAGGCUGACCGCAUCGCCAGAGAGCAUGGUUUCAUCAACCAAGGCAACGUUUUUGGAGAUUAUUAUCACUUCAGGCACCAUGCCGUGGAGAAGAGGGCAUUGUCAGGCCACACGGGAAUGCACAUCAGACUGCGAAAAGAACCACAGGUCCUGUGGGCGGAACAGCAAGUGGUGAAAAGAAGAAAGAAGAGGGAUAUCUUUGAAGACCCCACAGACCCAGAUUUUUCCAAGCAGUGGUACCUGUCCAAUCCAACACAUCAAGACUUGAAUACAAAGGCAGCCUGGGCUCAAGGCUACACUGGGAGAGGUGUAGUGGUGACCAUUUUGGAUGAUGGGAUUGAAAAGGACCAUCCUGACCUCCACAGCAAUUAUGACCCUGAGGCAAGCUACGAUGUUAAUGAUGGAGAUGCUGACCCUCAGCCGAGAUACACACAGCGAAAUGAGAACAGACAUGGAACUCGUUGUGCAGGCGAAGUUGCAGCUAUAGCCAAUAACGGAAUAUGUGGCACAGGUGUGGCCUUUAACGCAAAAAUUGGAGGAGUUCGUAUGUUGGAUGGGGAAGUGACAGAUGUGGUGGAGGCUCAUUCCCUAAGCCUUAACCCUCAGCACAUCCACAUCUACAGUGCCAGCUGGGGCCCGGAGGAUGAUGGCAAGUCACUGGACGGCCCUGCCAAACUGGCAAUGGAGGCUUUCCUUCAAGGCAUAACCAAGGCCUCAGGGACACUCAGCAACAACUGGUCUCCGGUAACAAUCAGCAAUAUUUCGAGCAUGAACCUGACCUGGAGGGACAUGCAGCACCUGGUGGUGAGGACGUCGUUACCCGGGCACCUUAUCGCCGGAGACUGGAAGACCAAUGGAGUGGGACGCAUCGUGAGUCAUUCGUAUGGUUAUGGCUUACUAGAUGCAGGCGCCAUGGUGAGUUUGGCACAGAACUGGACGACAGUGGGACCACAGCACCAAUGUGUUCUGACGAUGCUUACAGAACCAAGAGACAUCGGGAACAAGCUGGUGUUCAGCAAGAGCGUUGAUGCCUGCUGGGGGCGACCGGAGUAUGUCCGAUCUCUGGAGCACGCUCAGGCUCGCCUCACUCUUUCCCAUAACCAGCGAGGAAAAUUGGCCAUUCAUCUCAUCAGCCCACUGGGAACACGUUCCACCCUGCUGUUCCCAAGGCCCAAUGACUAUUCUUCGGAGGGGUUCAGCGACUGGGCCUUUAUGACCACCCACUCGUGGGACGAGGACCCACAGGGAGAGUGGACCCUAGAGAUAGAAAACGUUGCAUCUAAUGGACGUGACUAUGGUGUAUUGAGUCAGUUCACCCUCACCCUGUGGGGCACCGGACCCAGCGUUGUUAACCCCUCGUCGCCCGACUUCCCUCGACCUUCCAACAACAGCUGCAAGACCUUCGAUGCCCAGCAGAUCUGUAUUGAGUGCAGCCGGGGCUUCUCCCUCUUCCUCCAGGGCUGUGUGAAGUUUUGCCCCCCAGGCUUCACGUCAGGCCCACAACUGCUCAACCUCUCCCUGGAGAACUGGGUGGACUUGUCCUCUGUUCAGGCCUGCCUGUCUUGCCACCCAUCCUGCCUCACCUGCUCAGGCGCUGGGCCUACAGACUGCCUUUCCUGUCCAACUCACAGCCACCUAGUCUUCACCUCCUGCCUGCACCAGAAUCAGGUCCAGAGGAAAUCCCCCUUUACCGGAGGACUGCAGGGUGAAGAAGAUGAGCCGGAGGUGAAGACACCAGCAGCGGCGGCGGUGGCGGCGGGAGCAGACAUGAACGGCGGAUCAGCUGAAGAACCGCCAGGACUCAGUUUUGCUCCGCCCUCUCAGCUUCCUGUUGCCGUGGCGGUUCUCAGCUGUGCCUUGAUCCUGGCUGCCUUCGUCGGGGUCUUCUUCUUGCUGCAGGUGCGCUCAGGAGACGCCGCUUUGACCUGGAGGACCAAACUGCCCUCUGUGUUUUCAGACACCAGGAGGACACGGCUGGGCCUUGGCUUGGGCUUCCAGCGGGGGCGGGAGAGGAAGGCUCGGAUAUGCUACAAGGGGAUCCCCACUGUGUGGGCGGACGAGGACACCGUCGCCUGUGAGUCUGAAUCAGACAGGGAGGAAGUGGACAGUCAGAGCGAGAGGACAGCUUUUAUCAAGACGCAGAGCUUGAUGUAGCUGGAUCAGCUUCAGUCGCCGCGGUUUCUCACACUGUGGUACGGAGGGUGUGAGAUCUGACUGUGCAGAGGUGAUACAAUGAAGGAGAAAUACAGGCCUUACUGUCCCAUCAGCACUACAUCCUAAUGCAUUACCUAUUUAUUUACCUUUUAAUAAUUUAACUGAUUUCAAUAAUCACUUAUGUUAUCUGUUAUAUGCAUUAUGUCCUUAAUUUUGUCACCAAUACAGUGUGUUGCAAAAGUUUAAAAAAAAAUGUCCAUGUUGUCUGGUAAAAGCACCAACUUCAGUGUAUUUCACUGGGAUGUUUAUGUGAUAGACCACAAGGCGGCAUAUAUGUGUGACGUGAAGUUAAGAGGGUACAUGUUUAUAUUUUGCAAAUAAAAUACCUGAAAGGUCUGAAGUACACCUGUAGUACUCACCUCCCACACUACUUAGUGAAACCAAAUUCUGCUGAAAUUACAGCUCAGUUUUAUGGGGUGUGUCAUCUUUCAAAGAUCAACCUUUAUGUGGCUCCAUUUUGUCUUCACAUCAACAUGAUCAGCUUUCCUGUCCCUUUAUGAUGCAAAAGAUCCCUGCAAGCAUGAUAAUACCACCAUUUUUUAUUUAUUUGUUUUAAUCAAAGUAUUUUUCUUGUAGCUCAGAAACUUGCAUUGUUGGCUCAUCUGACCUUUGUGGUUUCACAAAGUAGUUUGGGAGUACAUGUGUUUUGUCUUCCCUCUACACAGCAUUUUGCAACCUUUAAAUUGGACUUUUAAUGGCUUUCCCUCUACAACAUCUUUCUCAUCAGAUUUCCUCUGUUAGGGCCAGAUUUUCUAAGGGCAUAAUUAACAAUUAUCCUGUCAGCAGAUUUACUAAUAAUGUAACUUUUAAAGCCAAUGGUUUGCACUACAAACGGUGGCUUAAAUACUAAUGGACACCACACUGCGUGCUUAAAUUUUUAUUGGUAAGAAAACAAAUUAAAGCCAUUUACAAUUUAUCCCCCAUUUCAUAGUUGUCCACAGUUCUCUGUUGGUCUAUUAUAUAAAAUCCCAUUAAAAAUAUAUCAAUGUAUGAGACAAAAGAGGGAGACGUUUAAGAGGUAUGAAUACUUUUGCAAUGCAUUGUACUAGGUGUUAUGCAAAUGUUGUAACCAUUCUAACCACUUCAUCCAUGGGGGACCCACUUUUGGGGGCAAUAGCAAGAGACUCCAGGGGUAACAUUUAGUGCAGUUUGGUAUGAAGAAAGCAGCAAGGAGGCAAAAUGUCAACUAUAACCCUGCAUACUUUAUGUCCUACACUUCCCAUAAUGCAAAGCUGUAUUUCAUGUCAUAUAAGCUCUCUCCAUGCUAAACGUCUUGCUACGUAUAAGCACAUAUUUCUGGGUUGUAAUAUCCUGCACACCAUCCUUACAUAACUACUCUAGAGCCACAUGUAGUAACAGCAGGCUGGGAUCUGUGAAGAAUUAUCAUAACUUACUGAUAAGACAUAUAUAUAUAUAUAUAUAUAUAUAUAUAUAUAUAUAUACAGAGAGAGAGAGAGAGAGAGAUGAAACCUUUUAAACCACGGAGCUCAUUACUUUAUCAAGCACACAUCUGAUGGAUCACAAAAUCCAAGCCGAGCUUUGAUAAAUUUUCGUUUCGUAUAUAUAUUUAUUUCCUGGCAGAUCGCAGAGCGGGGAAUUAGGAGGUUUGCUUGCUGUUCAUUAAUAGUUUCAAAACUUUAAUUUGAAGAUUUCUUGGACACAGUGGGACGCCGUGAUAAAACAUCCCUCCGGCUGUUAGAGCAGAAAAAUGUGGAGGACGUUCCAUUCUCAGUCGAGCCACAGUAGGAACACAUAUCUGAAACAUCACUCAGAGAAACUUACUGACUCGUAGACAUUCAUUGUUUUUUUUUUUCUUUCUUCUUCUUCUUUUUUUCUUUCUUUAAUGACUUUAUGAAAUCAGUUAGCCUAAAGCUGCGUGGCCGACCUUUCGCCGCUCUGUCCCAAUCGGUUGCUGCUGGUAAGAAAUAUGAUCAUUUUCUUCUCAUUUUCCCCACAGAGCGUGUGGUAUAUUGAUUUUGGGAGGCUGCUCUGCCAGAACAUUUUCAUCAAGGUGAAGUUCCCUCCCUUUCUAUUGUCAGCUCCAUACAUUAAACAGGCAUCCACAUGCUUUAUUUCCCAUUUGUGUAGACUUGGCUCUGCACCGGCUGAAUCAAAGCCUUUGGAUCUAAAGGCUGGAAUAAUUGCAGUAACUGAAAAAGGAAAUAUCUUGUAUUGCUUUUUCUAUGUGUGUUUUAUAGCUCUUUUUUUAUUUAACUAAUAAUGGUUGUUUAAAGUUGUGGAGACGGAGUUUCAUGCUGGAUUAAAAAGAUUUUGGCUGUUGCGUAAA
Molecule: messenger RNA, 5274 nt
Organism: Gambusia affinis (western mosquitofish)
Lineage: Eukaryota; Metazoa; Chordata; Actinopteri; Cyprinodontiformes; Poeciliidae
Gene: furinb
Product: furin (paired basic amino acid cleaving enzyme) b
Exons: 15
Coding region: 645-2927 (760 amino acids)
Biological process (GO): peptide hormone processing
Cellular component (GO): trans-Golgi network; Golgi membrane
Molecular function (GO): serine-type endopeptidase activity
Source: RefSeq, a predicted model, not a curated record